AUGUCGAAUCUCUCCAUCCUCCGAACGUACGCUACGAAGGCAGCCUCUGAAUUUCCGAACUCUAUUCUGUUCGCCCACACCGAGAGAACGCUCACCAUCUAUGAUGCAUAUCCCAAGGCUAUAUUCCACUUCCUAAUCCUUCCUCGCAUUCGAACCGAGUCGGACCUCACUCUGAAUGAGCUUAAUAGCCUCAAAACGUUACUUGCAUGCGAUCAGACGCGUGCAAAGGAAGUCAUUACCUCUCUGAAGGAUGUCGCUGACACAGUCAAGAAGGAUAUCGAGUCAGAAAUGAUGAAACGCUAUGGGUUCAAAUGGCCAAUAUGGACCGGCUUUCAUGCGAGUCCCUCCAUGCAACAUCUACAUCUUCACGUUGUUUCUGGUGAUCUUUGCUCUACGAAACUGAAAAACAAGAAACACUAUAAUUCUUUCCAUCCCAAGCUUGGUUUCUUUCUACAUCUCGACGAUGUGUUGUCAUGGUUUGACAGCGAGCCCUCGUAUUUCACCCAGAUGGCGAAGCUUGACGAGAAGACAUACGAAAAAUUACUCAAGGAGGACCUGUCUUGUCUUCACUGCGGAAAGUCAAUGAAAAAUAUACCAACCCUUAAGGAGCAUCUCCAACAGGAAUGGGAAUCAGAUGUAGCACGUCACAGGGCUCAACAAGACCGGAAGCGUAGGUUGGGAGAGACAAGAUCUAGUGAAGAAUCCGAUAACCACCAAGAUAAGAAGCAAAAAUCCUAA
Molecule: messenger RNA, 738 nt
Organism: Marasmius oreades (fairy-ring Marasmius)
Lineage: Eukaryota; Fungi; Basidiomycota; Agaricomycetes; Agaricales; Marasmiaceae
Exons: 4
Coding region: 1-738 (245 amino acids)
Biological process (GO): single strand break repair; double-strand break repair
Cellular component (GO): nucleus
Molecular function (GO): single-stranded DNA binding; mismatched DNA binding; DNA 5'-adenosine monophosphate hydrolase activity
Source: RefSeq, a predicted model, not a curated record